This is a messenger RNA of Diabrotica virgifera virgifera (western corn rootworm), 420 nucleotides long. RefSeq lists its product as uncharacterized. The record is from RefSeq and is a predicted model, not a curated record. The coding region runs from base 1 to 420 and encodes 139 amino acids. Lineage: Eukaryota; Metazoa; Arthropoda; Insecta; Coleoptera; Chrysomelidae. The transcript has a single exon.
AUGAAGUACGUUAUGCUAUUUCUUGCUUGCGUUUCAUAUGUUUUAUCAGCAAAAAGAAACUGUACCGAAUUUAAUCCAAAACCUUGCUACACCGAAGAACAGUGCAAAGUUGCUAUUUGUACCGAACCUACCACAUGUCCAAGAGAUGAGGUCUUGAAGAAACUACCCUGCAAAUGUUGUCGAGAAUGCGUUCCAACAGAUUGUCAGGUUGACUGUGCAGCUGUUCAAUGUUCAAAGCCAAUUUGUCCUCGUGGUCAGCUUCCUACAUCGGUUCCUUGUCAGUGUUGUCCUCAGUGUUUACCAGCAACUGAGCCAAACUGCAAAUCGGUGAAAUGUCCUCAAAUAAAAUGUCGCAAAUGGGAGAUUGAAGUUAAACUUGAUUGUUACUGUUGUCCAUUUUGUAGUCCUAUUCUUCCGUAA